This is a messenger RNA of Odobenus rosmarus divergens (Pacific walrus), 306 nucleotides long. RefSeq names its product V-type proton ATPase subunit G 1-like. The record is from RefSeq and is a predicted model, not a curated record. Lineage: Eukaryota; Metazoa; Chordata; Mammalia; Carnivora; Odobenidae. Bases 1 to 306 code for a protein of 101 amino acids. The transcript is spliced from 2 exons.
AUGGUUUGCAGGUCCUUAAGAAAGACGUUUCCAGAUUGUCAAACAGGCAAGAGACUGGGAGAAGAUUUAGAUCUCAAAGGACCAGAGAAAAAUUUACAAUUGCAAGUCUUCUGCAGUAAUGGUGAAGCUGUGGCUCUGGGAUCCCAUGGCAGCUGCAGCACCGAGGUGGAGAAGGAGACGCAGGAGAAGAUGACCAUUCUUCAGGCCUGCUUCCAGCAGAACAAGGAUGAAGUCCUGGAUAACCUGCUGGCCUUUGUCUGUGACAUCCGGCCAGAAAUCCAUGAUAACUACCGCAUAAAUGGAUAG